UAUCAAGUGUCAAAAAUGCCGAUUUUGUUUUAUGAAAAAACCAUCAAAUAAAUAAUAAAUAAAACAACUCAUAAAAAUACAAGUUUAUCAUUUUACAUCCUCAAAAACUAUUUUUUUGAAUAUCUACUAGUUUGUUCUCAUUACAAACAUGUCAGUAACAUCAACAAAAGAGUCCCUAUCGCAAGCUCUGCUGAGCAAAAUCAUACCAAAUCAAGAAUAUUUACUGCAAGGAUCUAUUGUUGAUUCAGCCGUUGACCAUUUGCUCCAUAGAUUAAAAGGUCUUUGUGAUAAUGUAGACGCUGGACCAGAACAAUUCCAUGAUUUAGAAGUUUGUCUCAGUCUAAGACCUCCCAAUCAAAUGCAACCACUCUUGCUUAGAGUUCGACGUGCUUUGGAUAUGGACAAAAAUAAUCCAUUUCAAUUGAGAUACAUUGGACAGCCUGAAUUGGAUCGUGCACGUCCGACUUUAGUAAGAUCAAGUAUUGAUAUGGGUUGUACAUCAACCGUACUUGAAUUCCUUACUGAAUUGGGAUGUCGAAUUGAUUUUGAAUAUGUUAGUCGAGGUUACAUGUUCCGGAAAGGAAGAAUGAAGAUAACAGUGGCAAAAAUUAUCAAAAUUACUCCUGGAAAGCAGGAAAUGAAUGAACCUAUUUCUCAAAGUUAUUUAGUAGAACUUUCAGUUUUAGCACCAAAUGGACAAGAUGCUAUUGGUGAUGAAAUGCGUGCCUUUGCCGAACAACUUAAGCCUUUGGUACAAUUAGAUAAAAUUGAUUAUAAACGAUUACCGUAAGUGAGAAAUAAAUGAAUCUUAUAUAUAAAAAUGAGUUC
Messenger RNA from Episyrphus balteatus (marmalade hoverfly), 828 nucleotides. It is a transcript of the gene MED18, whose product is annotated as mediator of RNA polymerase II transcription subunit 18. Gene Ontology annotation, biological process: regulation of transcription by RNA polymerase II; termination of RNA polymerase II transcription. Gene Ontology annotation, molecular function: transcription coregulator activity. Bases 149 to 790 code for a protein of 213 amino acids. Lineage: Eukaryota; Metazoa; Arthropoda; Insecta; Diptera; Syrphidae. The transcript is spliced from 3 exons. Gene Ontology annotation, cellular component: mediator complex; core mediator complex. The record is from RefSeq and is a predicted model, not a curated record.